AUGUGGGAGAGCCCAGAAUGGGCCCGGCACUCGCGCCGCAUUCUGCAAAAGCGAGUUGCCUUCGCAACGCUGUUUGAGGCCAGAGCACUUCAAACGCUGACAAAGCAUGUAGGGGCAAAGAGGGACCGGCAAACAGGCAGCAAGUGCCAGUGUUUGGCUCGGCCACGGGUGCAUCGAAAGAUUCCAAGGCCUUUUCGUGCCAGAGUUGCCUUGAGCUUUCUCAGCAGGGCAGGGAACAGUGCUUGCAAAAGUAGCAAGAAACGCAAUCGCAACAAGAAGCCGGUUUUGCAAAGGUUUUUGCAUUGCCGGCUUGUGAAGUAG
Molecule: messenger RNA, 321 nt
Organism: Effrenium voratum
Lineage: Eukaryota; Dinophyceae; Suessiales; Symbiodiniaceae
Source: the annotation of a GenBank genome assembly